CCGCUCAACCUCCUCCACUUGUGUCUCUUGCUCGCUACCGACUUCCUUCUCUAACCUCGACCACCAUGGACCGCUUCCUCGCACCACAGUCCCCCGAAGCCCAAGCGCACACCUAUCUCACUGAAAACUGGUUUUCGUGGGAUCAGGAUCAUCCUUCUCUCGACGAGACGCUCACGUCUGGUUGUGCUACCUACCAGGCGUUCCAGAGGUUUUUGAACGGGGCUGACCUCUACCUCGUGCCACAAAACCGCAGUGACCUCGAGAGCGUUUUGCGGAGGUACGCAUAUGAUGCCAUCCACAACACAAUCGCGAAAUCGCGUUCGCAGCUUGAACGUGGUGGUUACAGUCGGAUGUGCCACCUCGUCGAGGAGUCGAUCCGCAAGGUAUUGAACGAGAAUGACAACGCCGCGACGCUCCUCGACCUUCACCGUCCACGCCACGAAUCGAGGAUGAACGAUUUCAGUGCCUCUGGGCGGUCUAUCAGGAUCAAGUAGAGGUCGAGCUCGCC
This is a messenger RNA of Dichomitus squalens LYAD-421 SS1, 508 nucleotides long. RefSeq lists its product as uncharacterized. The coding region runs from base 66 to 494 and encodes 142 amino acids. The transcript has 4 exons. The record is from RefSeq and is a predicted model, not a curated record. NCBI's taxonomy places the organism in Eukaryota, Fungi, Basidiomycota, Agaricomycetes, Polyporales, Polyporaceae.